Sycon ciliatum is the source of this 3756-nucleotide messenger RNA. RefSeq lists its product as uncharacterized. The record is from RefSeq and is a predicted model, not a curated record. The coding region runs from base 927 to 3323 and encodes 798 amino acids. Gene Ontology annotation, molecular function: small GTPase binding. NCBI's taxonomy places the organism in Eukaryota, Metazoa, Porifera, Calcarea, Leucosolenida, Sycettidae. The transcript has 11 exons. Gene Ontology annotation, biological process: intracellular protein transport.
UGACUAGACUACCUCAGUACCUGUGCAGCGAGGGCAGUGUUGCGAGCAACAAGGCACGUCAGAGGAGAUCAGCUGCUGAGAAUUUUUCUGUUCGCGAUUAGUCAAGCGAGCAACGCCGAGACGACUGCCUGGAUGACUUGGUGCUCCGUGCUAGGUAGAGCAUACGUCCGCUGCUUUGCUUUCCGUGGUGGCGCUUCUGGUGGACCUGUCUGAUUUCAAUAUCCUGCUAGCACUAGCAGUGCAGCGGUUUUUGUGUGAGCGACAUAAGGUAACCGUGACCGAUGCUACUUGCCAUCACACAUGUACGUGUGCUGAACCUCUGUAUGGUGAUUACGGUGGAGGCUUGAUGCGGACAUAGACACUAAUGGGCCAAUCUGCGCAAACCGUAAAACACUUCUGAGUAGCCUCCGUCCAGCAGUAUCGUUUGACUUUAGCUGAGAGCAGCGAACGGAACUCCCUGCUCAUCGGAGUAGACUGAUAUCCUCUUUGUUCGCCUUCGACCCUAAGCUGUAAGUCUAUCUGCUCCAGCAUCGAAUGAAGUUCAUUGUUAUCCUUCUACCGGACCAGCAUGCUACCAAACUGUUCUCCUUUCUGCUUUAGCGCAGUUAGGCAAACCUAAAGACAUUCCCAUGAAUUCCUCAGUACGUCGUUGCAAAGGCUUUGGCUGCGGCAUCUAGAAGUAGCGCUCCCACUUCAAAACUACAAAAGUGAAGUGUCUGUGGAGAAGCCUUUGUGUGGUCUCCGCAUUUAUCAGUGCAGUGUUCCUCGUCUCUGAAAAGACGCAAGGCAAGGGCUCGUCACUGAUUUCGGUGUCACGGUGCGCUCGACAAGAGACCAUCGUAGAACACUACAGGGUGCAGUCUACAGUUGAAGAGCGCUUACAUUUUUCGGGAUACCGCAGAAAGGACUUUCCAACGUCGUCAAGAAUGUCAUCGAUUCUGCUAAAUCUUCGCCAGCGGUUCGCGAACCGAAACCGAGCCAGUCAAGACUCGGAUCAGAUUGAACUCAGUCCACGACCGUGUACAGAUUCAGUCUCCGUCCACACUAGUAACAGUGCAGGAAGCAGUGUUACGGUGCGAGCCGUUACCUCCCCGCAGAAAAUCCCAACCGACGAUGACCGACAGAACGAGCGAAAUCGUCCGGAAACCAGUCCAGCCAGGACAUCAUGUGUCCACGUUCACCCUAGUUCUUUGUCAUUGUCGAACACUGAGUCUGCACUUGUGCACCAGGAGAAAGGAGAUGGCCAUGAGCAGGAGGACAUGAGUGAGGCAGCCGUGACACCUUCAGACGUUGUUUCACCCGGUAUGCCAGCUUUCGGUAGUGCGUGUAGCAGCUCAGACUUGGAGAACUCGGCUCGAUUCGAAGAGCGCUAUCAGCCGCAGCAGCUUCAGCAGCACACGCCCACGCUACGAACGCGCGUGAUGCAGAAGCGACUGACACGAAAUUCGCAGUACUCACCCAUGUCUUCCGGAUUUGGUGCGAUCGAUGGCUCAGACUCUCCUGGCGAAUCAUUGGACGAGCAUGACGACCACGAAGCAGGAGAACCCCCAUCAACGUUCAGUUUACGUGAUGUGGUUGGUAAUUCCAGUGUGGCUGCGUUCUGCGGCAAACUGAUAGAACUUCCAAAAAAGAAACUGAGAAGGAGGGAUACUGGGCCCAGUGCGUGCGUCCAACAAGGUGUUGCAUGCGAACAUGGCCACUCCUGCCCCUUUGCAUUCGAUAUUGAUGGCGUCUCAACAGAAUUCAUUGACCGCCGGCGCCGUGCAAUAUACCAAAAGAUCGGAAUGAGAGCUGAGGAUCAGUUGCAAGUGUUCGCGACGCAGGGCGCUGCCUUCUUUUCGGACUUUGACGUGGUGUGCGAUGCCUGCUUGCAGGUGAAGCAGUGUGUGGAGGUGCCCGGUGUCAAUCGCAAUGAGAAGCUGUUGAUCUGCAGUGAGUGCAUGGUACCGCUGCUUAGUGGAGCUUGGUACCAUGGAAUGGAUCCACUGGAGACCGUCAACGUUUGCACGGGCCUGAUCGAGAAAGCCGGAACUCCGUCACCAGGGAAUUCAUCGCUAGCCUCGCCUCAAGUAAACAUGGACGACUCUCAGUUUGAACCCGAACAGCCAAUGAAGCUACUUCAGCUGGCAGAAACCGCUCCUCCCGUUGACGAGCCGAUUGAUUCGGAAACGGAGUUUGAGCAGGCCUGCGACGCGAUAGCUGCAAAGCGACGCGAGUCGAUGAGCGAGCGUCACGGUGCGUGCAGUCCCUCCCUGCCCGGCGAGUGUGGCGAUGCUGCAGAGGAUACACGCUCGCCCACCGAAUCCCUGACCGCAUCUCAGAUGGAGGAGCGCAAGGAUGCUGUCUCGGCCUUGGAUAUACCGUUUCCUUCUCGACGAAGACCAUCUGGUGCUACUGACGCCCUACAGCUUCAGUUGAAGGGAUCACCUGGUUCUCCACAAGCGUCUUCAUCACCCGCAACCCUGGAUUCGUUUAGUGAGAGUGAAUGUAGUGAUAACGUUUCGUUCGGCACGUUUGGUGGCCUAAGCGAUUGCUCCGCUGCGGAUCUUGCACCCGGACUCGAACCAAACCAGAUUGCCGGUCAAGAGCCAGUCGGUGAAAUUGAGCUCGGUCUGCAGAUGGGUGUGGAGGCAAGCAAGCAGCGAUCUAGCUUUGUCCUGGACAUCCUCCGGGGUCACAACUUCAAGCUGUGGCAGAAUCUGGAUGAGAAGCCUGGUUUCGAAAUCUAUAUCAAGUGCUAUCUGAUCUUUCCUGGCCGAGUGAUCAAGAUGAAGACCCGCCAGGUAGCGCCAGGCCACCAGCCUGAGUUCCUCGACCAGCUCAUCUCCAUCAUGAACAAGAAACUGCUGCAGAAGGCUGAGCGCUUGAAGAUUCAGCUGUGGGAGGACCACGGCAGUCUGAAAAAGAAGCUGGCGGUCGGUGUGGCCACGAUUGAUUUGACCAAGAUCCGCAUGGAGGAGCUAGUGAUGGGUUGUUACCCUCUCUACGUCCCUCACCGUCAGGCAUCCAUGCCUACAACACCCACCUCGCCUUCAGUCAGUGUUUCGCCUGGAAGUACACCACCUUCCCUGACCCGCUCCAGCAGUGGGCGCUUUGGAUCACUGCGCAAUUCAUUCAAGCGCCGCGAGAAGCUGCGACUCCGGCAUUCGACCAGCGGCACUGCCCCAUCGUCUCCCUUGGUGUCUGCGAACGUCGAGUCGUCACCGCCAGCUGCAGUGCUCUCAAGCUCAGCUCCAACGUCCGCUCCAUCGGCACUGUCUUCCACACCCACCCGCGGCCAUCGGAGUAGGCGGGAGAGCGAAACCGGCGAAACCGAUUUGUAAGAGCCACCACCCGAGUGGAGUAGUGGUGGUGGAAUACAUUAUUGCACUUUUUUCUCUCCUUGUUGUUGACACCGAAGACACUUUAAUUAUUUACGAGGUUAUAUGAUCCACGUGUGUGUGUGAAGCUAGUGCACCGUGCACGGUAUAUUUUUUAUCUCAGCCCCACUCCUAUUCUAUUAUGCAGCGUUUGCAUCUUGACUAUUUGAUCCAAAAAUCAAUGAAAAAAGCCGCCCACGAUUUUCUGUGUAUGUGCGACCAGAAAAACCUUCAUAUUCCACAUACCGCAUCUGUACUUUUUGGCCAGAAAGCCAGCAUGUCCACAUCCUAACGUUAUUCUAACCCUUUCUACCCGGGCCGUAUCCUGUGUAUGCAAUUGCUAAUCGUGCAUUUUUGUUUGUUGUUCGUGAAAAACCCAAACUGCAUUCGCAAAGAA